Orbicella faveolata is the source of this 3280-nucleotide messenger RNA. RefSeq lists its product as uncharacterized. Gene Ontology annotation, biological process: regulation of apoptotic process. The record is from RefSeq and is a predicted model, not a curated record. NCBI's taxonomy places the organism in Eukaryota, Metazoa, Cnidaria, Anthozoa, Scleractinia, Merulinidae. Gene Ontology annotation, molecular function: protein binding.
AUCACAAUGCUGCUACUUCCAGAGGCUUUUAAUUCACAAAAAAAAAGAAAAAAAAAAAGAAACUCGUGCACGCAUUGCGUGCCUCUGUUUAGAAAACUAGUACCACCACAGGUAACGCAAGCUCCUUUGGGAAUCGUCAACAUGACAUUGCGUAACAGCAUUAUCAUGAGGGUUUGUAUUGGAAUUUAACUAUCGUACAAAAUAGUUCAAAAUAAGGGAAAAAAUAAACUCGACUUACCUGUCCUGUUGUUUGUGUUUUUAUGGCGACUUCAGUACCAGCCCCUGAUCCGCUACCUUGAUCGCGUGACAUUUGUAUUUGUCACGCACUGUUUUUGCUUGGCGUCCGCCAUGUUGAAUGGGAUGUCGAGUUAAACGCUGCUUCCUUCUACUAGGGACCUCGUCGUUGAGCUAAGAUGUCAGAAUACGAGUAUAGUGGUCUUCUCUUCGACAUCAGUGAGAAACUAGACGUAAACAAGCUGUCAAAAUUGCUUUUCAUGUGCAGAAAAGAUAUCGCGCAGGGCAGCGAACGGAACAUUCGCGAUGUACGUUCACUUUUUACUGAACUAGAAAAACAAAAUCGAAUUGGAAUUGAUCGCCUAGAAAAUUUGAAAGAAAUAUUGACACAGAUGAAGAAACCAUCGCUGCGUAAGAAAGUGGAGGAGUUUGAGAUCAGAAGGAAAGCCCAGUCAGUUGGUAUAGUUUCUUCAUUGAAGCGAGCGGCAACAUGUAUAAAGGGAGCGAUUAAGCUGGUUUGUAAUUUUCGUACCAUCGCUGGAGGUCUCUUGGUCGUUACCAGUGGUAUGGCCUUACGCAGCUGCUCCAGUCUUGAUGAAUUCGUGGAGGCCUUCAGCAAAGUUGUUUUGGUUUCAUAUUCCAAACUAGCUGAGAUCAGCGAAGGCUCUCUCUGCUUCACAGUGCAAGCGGAGACAUCCUCAGCUUUGAAGGAAUUGUGGGACAUAUACAAAGAUGGAACAUUACAGAAUCGCCUUCAAGAAUUCCUAGUCACUGAUGAAAUCAAACAGUUGGCAAGCGGGGAGGAUGUUGCGGUGACUGUGUAUAUUGAUGAACAGGAGUAUAAGGCAGCCUACCUUGAUCUAAUGCUUCUACAAAAAGAAGAGUCUGAUGCAACAGAAGAGGAACAACUUGGAGCUCGAGGAAGAAGUCGCAGGAACUCGGACUCUUUUCUUGGCUUCAAGCAAAGUGAGGAUGAUGUGACUCUGAUGAAACUGGAACACGCGGAAAACAAAUGGGCAUUCGAAAGGCAAAGAAGGCAAUUUUUAGAAGAAGAAAACAAGAAACUAAGAACGGAGAUUGCAGUCGCAGGAAAUGUACAGAGGAGAUCGUUUUGGCAACAGGAGGAGAGUGCUGAAGAAACUGAAGGCCUUGAAAUACCUAGAGAAAGGCAUGGAAGAAAUUCUGAUUCUAGGUUGUAUUGCAAGGCGAGGGAUGAGGCGACUGCACAGAGUGAAAACGGAGCAGAAACAAAACAUCUGGACUCCGAGAAAUAUGAUUUCGUUCAGAGCUAUCUACAGAACAUCCAAGAGACACACAGUAUGACAACAGAGACGACUGACAGUGGAAUAAGAACACAUGGUGAACCAUCUGAUCUUGAAACGCAAGACAUCUCUGAUCACACAUUUCAACGUCGCUUGGAAGAUCUCAGUGAAGAUGUUAUCCGUCAACUCAAGUCAAGACUACAAGGCGACCACGGUGCUACGAGACUUAUUUAUCAAUCAUUUAGAGUCCCUUUUCAGGGAUCGAUGAAUAUUUUCAAAUUAUUUCCUGACACUCCUGUGAAGUUAUUUGUAGACGUUCUUGAGGCUUUACAGCUUUAUGAUCUAGUAGAUUUGCUGUCGGAGAUACCGCAACCUGUCAGAUCGUUACGGCCCGCUCUUCCUUUACAAGAGAUAGAGAAACUGAGGAAAACUACUGAUCCUCGUCCCACAACCUAUCAUAGUAAUGUUGCUGUUCUGAUUAUUACUGGCGAAAAGAAUUCUUUUUCAGAAGGGAUUGAGAGGUUUUUUAAAGGUUUCGGCUCAAAGAGCGAUGUAACUGUAUUUGAAUGGAAAAGACUAGCAUACGGCGAGUUGAAAUCACGGCUAUCACGGCCAGAAAGACUGGAUGAAAGAGAGAGGCAAAGGAGGAUGCAGGAGAUACGGAAAGAGAUGGAGACCAAUGAGACCGCUGUGUCAGCGGUCAUAGAAAGGUGGAUACACAACCAAGGAAACUAUUCAUUGUUUGCUGUGUUUGUAGCCGAGAUGUUCAGGAUGUUUGAGUCUACGUAUUUUUUUGGAGAGGCAAUGAAAAGACUGGUGUCCGAAAUUCCAGACAAAAUUAAAUUUUUUAUAGGGAGCUGGAUCCCAGUCAGUGUCCGAGAAUCUUCAGAGAGCCUCGUGGUAAUUGCUGCUUAUGCCGAAUACGCGCUCCUUGAACGUCUGAUGCUGGAUAUUCUUAACAAGCGCUGGCAGACGCUGGACCUGAUAUCAAUGAUGGAAGAGUUAAAAAGGUCUGUGACUAAAGAGCAUAUCGGGCCUAGGAAGAUAUGGUUUAACCCGGCUUUUCCAGUGGUACCAGUACUAACAGACAGUUUGUCGUCUCGUCCAAGAUUUAAAAAGGAGGAGGAUCCGACUGACAGUGCGUAAGUUAAUUGUCUUGAUAGUUCUUUAUAUCACACAGCUCCAAUUGAUCUUAUUGGUGGAAAUGUCCUGGUUUUCAAAAGCCAAGAAAAAAAGAACCAAAUAAAAUAUCGUGGAUAGCUUUGAUUGUAGAAUUAUAAAACCAUUCGUCGCUCAGAUAAAUGUACGGUAAAAGGUGUGGGUAGUUAACUUUCUUAACUCUUUCGUCUGCCUGACCGACAGACACCUUGUCGGUCUAACUUGUGGUCAUAAGGACUCGAUGCCAAAGGUCUGAAAAUCACCUUCACCUUUCCUCCUGCUUUGAGCACCUUUGGGUCCGCUAUUGAGUACUUGGUUCUGACACGAGACUAACACUCGAAACAGUUCCUAUUGUGGAAUUAUAGUUGGUGACAAUUGUAAACUCACGAUUGACUGUAACACAGAAGAUGAAAGGCUCGGAAUCAUUUUCUUGUAUAGAUUUUGAACAGUUUUUAUUACAGGUAAAUGAUGUGAUUUACUUAGCUUUUAGUGUAUCUGUUGGUGUAAAGUCUCGCCGUGGCCAAUGAUACCUUGGCGGUGUAGGAGGGUAUGAAUGGAAUCACGGUUUAACUGAUAGCUGAGUCCACACUACUUCGUAGAAAUUUGAAAACGAUGUCUUCACUCUG